AUGGUGUCCGACGCCUUCAAAUCGCCCAAUUCCAUACCUCCCCGCAGGAGCUCCACAGGUCUUGGAAGCGGUCAUGUCAACCCUACGCAACCAGUUCUUAAGCCAGUUGCGGAAGGUAGUUGGAUGUCUCACAAUAAAAAGCCAUCGACAACACAAUCCUUGCCUUUGCCGGGCUUCAAUAGCUCGGCUGAAAAUAUUGCGAAGCACGUUACUGGGACAACAUGGUCCAAGGAAAAGGAAAGGAUUGUGCUGGGACCAUACGAGUAUCUGCUCAAUUCUCCCGGAAAGGAUAUACGAAAGCAACUUAUUGAGGCAUUCAAUGCGUGGUUGAAGGUUCCGCCGGAGAGUCUUGCGAUUAUUACGAAUGUGGUGGGAAUGCUGCAUACGGCAUCACUGCUCAUAGAUGAUGUUGAAGACUCUUCCAUCCUACGACGCGGUUUGCCAGUCGCACACAGCAUCUUCGGAAUGGCCCAGACGAUCAAUUCUGCAAACUACGUGUACUUCGCUGCACUGCAAGAGCUGCUCAAGCUUGGAAAUCCUAAGGUCAUCAAUAUAUACUCGGAGGAAUUGUGCAAUCUACAUCGAGGACAGGGGAUGGACCUAUUUUGGCGGGACACCUUGACAUGCCCGAGCGAAGACGACUACCUCGAAAUGGUGGGAAACAAAACCGGUGGGCUCUUCAGGCUGGCAGUGCAGCUGAUGCAGGCGGAAAGCAGCAAUGACAAGCACUUCGUACCUCUAGUCAAUACGAUAGGCCUGCUCUUCCAAAUCCGAGACGACUACAUGAAUCUCUCCAGCAGCGAAUACACCGAGAACAAAGGUCUGUGCGAAGAUCUCACAGAAGGGAAAUUCUCCUUCCCAAUCAUCCACAGCAUACGCUCUAAUCCGCAGAACCGGCAAUUGAUCAACAUAUUGAAGCAGAAAACGACCGACGAUGAAGUCAAGAAGUAUGCUGUCAAAUAUAUGGAGGGUACGAGGAGUUUCGAGUACUGCAAGGUCAUAUUGCGAGAUUUGAAGGAGAAGGCUUUGGUAAUGAUCGAGGAGAUCGACGAGGGUACGGGACAGGGGGCUGGUGUAAGGAUUAUCUUGGACAAGAUGGCAGUCUGA
Letharia columbiana is the source of this 1107-nucleotide messenger RNA. RefSeq lists its product as uncharacterized. Bases 1 to 1107 code for a protein of 368 amino acids. NCBI's taxonomy places the organism in Eukaryota, Fungi, Ascomycota, Lecanoromycetes, Lecanorales, Parmeliaceae. The record is from RefSeq and is a predicted model, not a curated record. The transcript has 2 exons. Gene Ontology annotation, biological process: isoprenoid biosynthetic process. Gene Ontology annotation, molecular function: prenyltransferase activity.